Funneliformis geosporum is the source of this 1788-nucleotide messenger RNA. The record is from the annotation of a GenBank genome assembly. NCBI's taxonomy places the organism in Eukaryota, Fungi, Glomeromycota, Glomeromycetes, Glomerales, Glomeraceae.
AUGUUUAAACUACAUACUUUCUUAACACCACCUUUCAAUAAGUUUGCGGUCUUUCUCCUUUAUGGUUUGUUAUCACUAGCGUUAAUAACGUUAGCACAGGAAGAUGGAAAGGAAACUACUAUAUCGAAUGGAAAUGGCAACAAGAAUGACACUUGUAUAGUACCCUUACCAAUUGCGGAGACGAACAUACAAGUAACAAUAGGGUAUGUUCAACUUUUUAGAAUAAAUCAACAAUCAUUACAACCAAAAAUACCAGAAAGUCCCAUUCCAAAAGUUCAAUGGAGUAAUUAUGAUUUUAUAAAUGUUAUUGCAUAUCCACAAGACGAAGGAGGAGAUUGGUAUAGUAUUUUCCGUCCAAAAGAUAAAAACAAAUUAAAAAUCAUAAAUAAUUUGUUUGAAGAGGUCAAACAAUCAGCUAAAAUUCUUCUUUCAAUAAGAAAUUAUAACGUUGAACAAUGGCCGCAAGAUGAUGAUGUCGAUUAUCAAAAAAUUAUUGACGAAUCAAUUACAACUAUUAAAGAGUAUCAUUUAGAUGGUAUAGACAUUGAAUAUCCUGGAAUGAGAGGAUUUUUAUGUGGUGUUAAAACUUUAAUGUUAACAGUUGGUAGAGAUGUAAUUGUAAAUUUAAAAGAUGUAAUGAAUAAUAUUAAUUUUCUAAACAUAGAAACUUAUCAUAAUAGCUUAUACCAAAAUUUAAAAACACCAGACAAUGUCAAUUAUAUAUCAUAUCCAAACUCUCCAUUAGAUCUAUACAAAAGAACAUAUGAAGAUUGGAAUAAUAUUGAUGGAAUUGAUAGCAAAAAAAUAAUUAUGGGUGUAGAUUUUGGGAAUACCAUUCAAAUGGUAUCUAGGAAAGAAAUUGAACAAACGCAGACUGUUUUGACUCCCAAAUCUGUUAUUUUUGAUGUUAAGAAGCUAGGUUUGGAUGAUCAAACCCAACCAAUCAGAAAUUUUUGUCCUGAAGAAGCUGAUUCUAAAUUAUAUUCAUGGCCAUGGAGAGAUCUUUCAAAUUCCAUUCUAAAUCCAUCAGGAGGAUUUUGUUCUAUUAAUACGAAUAUUCAGAGUAAUCUUAAUUGGACACGUAAAUUUGUAGAAACAGAUAUUUCCGCAACUCCAUGGUUAUAUAGCGUUGUUGAUACUAAAUUUAAUUUUUAUUUAUAUGUAUCUUAUGAAGAUUUUGUUUCGUUGCAUAGUAAGUUAGAAUUUGCAAUGACUAAUUCAAUCGGAGGAAUGUCAAUAUCUGACGUUAGUUAUGAUGACAUCAACAAUAGUUUAUUAAACUUUAUGCAACCAAUACGAGGUAAAGCGGUUCCACCAGCUGGUGGUUCAUCUUCAUCGAAUGAAGGUAAUGGAAAAUCUAAUUCAAAUCCUAAUGAUUCGGCCAAACAAAAGAAAAAAGCCGGUGGAAUAAUCGCUGGGUCAGUUAUUGGAAGUAUAAUUGGUCUACUUUUAUUGGGAAGUUGCGCAUACUGGUAUCGUCAAAAAACUCUUCUUAAAUCCGAAGCUGGAGAUAUUAAACCGAAGGGUGCACAUAUGACGACUUCAAAGAGUGAAAUGGCAUCCGAACAAUCACCAAAUCGAUUUGGAUCUCCCACAGUUUUACCAGUUGCAUCUGGUCAUGUCACAGCAAUGUUUGAUUUCAUUGGAAAAGAAGAGAAUGAUUUAAGUUUCAAGAAAGGAGAUAUUAUUGAAGUAUUGGAGAAAGGUGAUGGACCAAAUGAUUGGUGGAUUGGAAGAGUUCAUGGAGUUGUGGGUGAAUUUCCUGGUAAUUAUGUCAAAGAAUCAUAG